GUUUUCUUUUCAAUCACAGCAUCACCCACUCCACCCUUCUGUCCUCUCCCAUUUUAUUCCCUGGGAACACUCCACCGUCUACGUGUAUAACAGUCUACUCUGGAUGCGCCCGUCAUAUACCUGCAGUCAUCCAUAAUUUCCACUUGCUAGAAGCCCCCUCAGCAAACAUCCCGCGUUCAAACCCACCAAAAGUCCACCAAGGACUUGUCCGGACCCAGAUUAUCAGGAGCCAGCUUUAGCGCGACUCACCUGCGACUCAAAAGAAAAGACUCAACAACACCGAUAUCUGAUGGGAAACAGCCAAACGGGAAAAUGGCACCACGCAAGAGCACGGCAUCCAACCCAGCCACAGACGCCAAUGGCGACGUAUCAAUGAUUUCCAACGUCACAGCAGCUUCCAACGCCACUCAAGCACACUCCAAACCAUCGAGACCUUCGAGUAGCGGAGGUGGCGGACAGGGACACGGAGACGGAGUAGGAAUCGAUGAUCUCCUUUUACCACGAACACUGAUCCAACGCCUCGCACGUAGUGCACUUCCACCCAACACGUCGAUCCAACGCGACGCAGUCCUCGCCAUUUCCAAGUCCGCCACCGUCUUCAUUUCCUACCUAGCCCACGCGGCCAACGAGCAAUCGACGCGCAAGACACUAGCACCACAAGACGUGCUACAGGCGUUGAGAGAGCUGGAAUUCGACAAUGUCAUGCAAUUGGGGGCUGUGGGCAAGGACGGACGAUUGGGCGGUCGUCUUGAGAGAGAACUGGCCGUCUACGAAGAAGUCUUGAUGCAGAAGAGAAAAGGUGCCAAGGAUCGAAAAUCCAAUAAAGCGAGAGAGGGAGCCGAGGAAGACGGUGAAAGGGGUGAGCCUAGUAGCAAGAAAGCCCGGCGCAUGCAGACGACUGGAGAUCAAGAUGACGAUAAUCAAAAUGAAGAUGAUGGUGAUGAGCAGGAUAUGCUGGACUCGCAAUUGAAUGGAGAUGGGAUGGCGAGUGGUGGUGCAGGGAGGGUUAAAGGGAUGAGGAAGAACAGGAAAACAAGUCGUACUGCUGAGUAUGGGUCUUCGCCGGCUGCCAAUACGAAUGGGAAGGCGAAAGAUGAUGAGACGGAGUCGGACCAUGAAGGUGGUCAGGAUCAGGAUGAUGAGGAUGAUGAGGAGGAAGAGGAAGAGGAAGGUCAGGAUAACGAUGAGGAUGAUGACGAAAACGACGAAGAUCAAGAUGACGAUAGUGACGACAAUGACGGCAACGAAGGGGAUGAUGUCGAUGACGAGUUGGAAGGCCGCGAUCAUAAAACGGGUCGAGCUGUUGGCUUGCAGCCGAACGGCAGGGCCGAGAUUGACGGUAGCGACGACGAUAGCGAUUGAUUUCGCCUCGUGGAUUGACAUGCCACAAUACAUUUUACCAUUUAUCGCCUCAUGGGCCGGUGGCGGCGGUGGCGGUGGUCUCACUCUUGGGAAAAUCGGAAGCAUACUGGGACUCGGACUGGGGCAGGGACACAUGUAUCUUAUGAGCUCUGGUUUGUAUGAUCUGUUGUGGUCAACUAUGAGACCAUGCGAAGGAUAUAGCCUCGCCUCGCCUCGCCUCAUUCCUCUGUAUAGCGUAUGUACGUGUCAAUGAUAUUAGACGGGUUUUGUUCAAA
Molecule: messenger RNA, 1637 nt
Organism: Exophiala mesophila
Lineage: Eukaryota; Fungi; Ascomycota; Eurotiomycetes; Chaetothyriales; Herpotrichiellaceae
Exons: 2
Coding region: 313-1362 (349 amino acids)
Biological process (GO): DNA damage response; leading strand elongation; heterochromatin formation
Cellular component (GO): CHRAC; epsilon DNA polymerase complex
Molecular function (GO): chromatin DNA binding; protein heterodimerization activity
Source: RefSeq, a predicted model, not a curated record